AUGAGCAUUUUCGCUUCGGUCGAAUUGGGUCCUCCGGUGGAAGUGUUUGCCCUCAAUAAGGCGUGCAUUGAAGAUCCGAACCCCAACAAGGUUAAUCUUGGCGUAGGAGCUUAUCGAACGAACGAGGGCAAACCCUGGAUACUGCCGGUGGUGAAAAAAGCCGAAGCAGCGAUUGUUGCCGACGGGUCGCUAAAUCAUGAAUAUUUGCCCGUGCUCGGUAUGGACAACAUAACGAAUGCGGCGAGCACGUUGCUACUGGGCGAGGAUAACGAUGCACUCAAAAGCAAGCGUGCCUUCGGUGUGCAGUGUCUGUCCGGUACCGGUGCGCUACGUCUUGGGGCCGAAUUUCUGGCACGUAUUCUUAAGCGCACCACCUUCUACUAUUCCGACCCGACGUGGGAAAACCACCACAAGGUGUUUCUGUACGCGGGCUUUACGGAACCGAAAACCUACCGGUACUGGCACCAGGAAACGCGUGCAAUUGAUUUUGCCGGCAUGAUUGAGGAUCUCGGAAAUGCGCCGGAGGGCGCGGUAGUUAUACUGCACGCCUGUGCCCACAAUCCGACCGGGAUCGAUCCGACCGAAGACCAGUGGAAGCAGAUUGCGGAUGUGUGUGAGAAGCGUAAGCUGUUCCCGUUCUUCGAUUCCGCCUACCAGGGCUUUGCAAGCGGUGACCCCAACAAGGAUGCGUUCGCCGUGCGGUAUUUCGUUAGCCGCGGAUUUGAACUGUUUUGUGCGCAAAGCUUUGCCAAGAACUUUGGUCUUUACAACGAGCGAAUCGGUAAUUUAACGGUGGUUCAAAAGGAGGCCACCACUAGUGCCGCCGUCGCUUCCCAGAUUACGUUGCUCGUCCGUGGCAUGUACUCGAACCCACCGGCUUUCGGUAGCCGUAUCGUGAGUCGCGUACUGAACGAUAAGGACCUACGCAACGAGUGGAUGGAGUGCAUCAAGACGAUGAGCUCGCGUAUCAUCACCAUGCGUAAGGCUCUGUACGAUGAGCUCGUGGCACUGAAGACGCCGGGCACUUGGGAGCACAUUACCAAUCAAAUUGGAAUGUUUUCCUACACCGGCCUCAACGAAAGCCAAGUGCAGAUACUAAUCAAGGAGUUUAGCAUUUAUCUGCUGAAAACUGGACGCAUCAGCAUGUGCGGGCUGAAUGAAAGCAAUGUUGCAUACGUUGCCCGCGCUAUCCAUGCCGCAGUAACCCGCGAAUAG
Molecule: messenger RNA, 1215 nt
Organism: Anopheles marshallii
Lineage: Eukaryota; Metazoa; Arthropoda; Insecta; Diptera; Culicidae
Gene: Got1
Product: aspartate aminotransferase, cytoplasmic
Exons: 4
Coding region: 1-1215 (404 amino acids)
Biological process (GO): L-aspartate biosynthetic process
Cellular component (GO): cytosol
Molecular function (GO): L-aspartate:2-oxoglutarate transaminase activity; pyridoxal phosphate binding
Source: RefSeq, a predicted model, not a curated record